AUGGUGGGGGUGACGGUGAUGAGGAUGUGGAUUGAGCCAGUGGUCGCGGGUUCCCAAGUAGCCAGCGCCUUCUAUGACACGGCACUGCUGCUGGUGGUGAAGAACUACUACAACCAGACCAACACCACUGCUCCUUCCCAUGCACUGGAAGAUGCUCAGCAGAAAGCUGUCUCUAAUUUUUAUAUAAUCUACAACCUAGUCCUGGGCCUGAGCCCACUGGUGUCAGCCUAUGGCUUAUCCAAGCUGGGGGACAGGAUGCAUAGGAAGAUACCCAUCUGCUUCCCUCUUCUUGGCUACUUGGGCUCCAAAACUCUCCUGCUCCUCCUGAUGCUGCUGGGCUGGCCCAUCGAGGUGAUGUAUGGGGCUGCUGCUGUCAAUGGGCUGACAGGCGGUUUCACCACGCUCUGGGCAGGCGUCAUGGCUCUGGCAUCCCUGGGGUCCUCUGAGAGCAGGAGGUCUCUGCGGCUCAUCAUUAUUGAGCUGGUGUAUGGCCUCGCUGGCUUUCUAGGAAGCAUGGCAUCUGGCUACCUCUUUGUCGGCUUCAGUGACCACUAUCAAGAGGGCACUGUGCUGGUGGGCUGCAGCAUCGCUUGCUAUGCUUUCUGUCUCCUCUACAGCAUUUUUGUCCUGACAGUCCCCAGGCCAGCUGCUUUCUGCCCAGCCAAAGCCAAGAGUGCAGAGGAGGUGGGCAGCCAGCUACCAGCCCACACAGGAACAGGAGCAGCAGCGGCAGCAAGUUCCCAACCUUCGGAGAGCAGCAGCUCCACUCCAGUAUCCCCCUCAAAACUACUCAUCAUCAUGCUGUUUGCGGCAGCAAUCCUCUAUGACCUUGCCGUCGUUGGUGCAAUGAACGUACUCCCACUCUUCUUGCUUAGGGAGCCUUUAAGUUGGAAUGCUGUGGAGAUUGGCCAUGGCAAUGCUGCUGGGUACGUGAUCUUCAUCACCAGCUUCCUAGGGGUAUUUGUGUUCUCCCAGUACCUGAGGGACAUUACCAUGAUCAUGAUUGGAGUGGCAUCCUUCAGCGCUGGCAUCCUCAUUAUGGCCUUCGUGCAGUGGACGUUCCUGUUCUACAUCGCACGGGCAGUGAUGCUGUUUGCCCUCAUCCCCUUACCAACCAUCAGGUCCAUGUUAUCCAAGCAUGUUGAAGGAUCAUCCUAUGGUAAGGUGUUUGUCCUGCUCCAGUUGUCUUUAGUCACCACGGGAGUAGUCACAUCUACAGUCUAUAACAAGAUCUAUCAAAACACACUGAACUGGUACAGUGGCUUCUGUUUCAUUUUGUCUUUUCUAGUCAGCUGCCUGAGUCUCCUCCCUUUAAGCAUUGUGGCCAUCAAACAACGUUCAACCACUGGCUCCCUUCAGAUUCUGACUGAGUGA
Messenger RNA from Haliaeetus leucocephalus (bald eagle), 1374 nucleotides. RefSeq names its product solute carrier family 46, member 2 (gene SLC46A2). The transcript is spliced from 4 exons. Lineage: Eukaryota; Metazoa; Chordata; Aves; Accipitriformes; Accipitridae. Gene Ontology annotation, molecular function: transmembrane transporter activity. The record is from RefSeq and is a predicted model, not a curated record. Gene Ontology annotation, biological process: transmembrane transport. Gene Ontology annotation, cellular component: membrane. The coding region runs from base 1 to 1374 and encodes 457 amino acids.